Molecule: messenger RNA, 1980 nt
Organism: Psammomys obesus (fat sand rat)
Lineage: Eukaryota; Metazoa; Chordata; Mammalia; Rodentia; Muridae
Gene: Rhof
Product: ras homolog family member F, filopodia associated
Exons: 5
Coding region: 114-734 (206 amino acids)
Biological process (GO): small GTPase-mediated signal transduction; cell migration
Molecular function (GO): GTP binding; GTPase activity
Source: RefSeq, a predicted model, not a curated record
GUGGAGCCUCGAAGUCCCGCCCCACAGCCCCGCCCCCAUCCCUGUCGCUCAACUGGGCUCUGACCGGCGCGCAGCAUCCAGCGCUGCGGGCUCCGGGCUCCAGGCUCCGGGCUAUGGACGCCCCAGCCGCCGCCCCCAGCUCGGCGAGGAAGGAGCUGAAGAUAGUGAUCGUGGGUGACGGCGGCUGCGGCAAGACAUCGCUGCUCAUGGUGUACUGCCAAGGCUCAUUUCCCGAGCACUAUGCCCCGUCGGUGUUUGAGAAGUACACGGCUAGUGUGACAGUGGGCAGCAAGGAGGUGACCCUCAACCUCUACGACACAGCUGGGCAGGAAGACUAUGAUCGGCUGCGGCCUCUGUCCUACCAGAACACACACCUCGUCCUCAUCUGCUAUGAUGUCAUGAACCCCACCAGUUACGACAACGUCCUCAUCAAGUGGUUCCCUGAGGUCACACAUUUCUGCCGAGGGACCCCCACGGUGCUCAUCGGCUGCAAGACAGACCUGAGGAAGGACAAGGAGCAGUUGCGGAAGCUCCGGGCAGCCCAGCUGGAGCCCAUCACCUACACACAGGGCCUGAGUGCCUGUGAACAGAUGCAAGCUGCACUCUAUCUGGAGUGUUCUGCCAAGUUUCGGGAGAACGUGGAAGAUGUUUUCAGGGAAGCCGCCAAGGUGGCCCUCAGCGCCCUCAAGAAAGCACAGAGGAAGAAAAAGCACAGGAUCUGCCUGCUGCUGUGAACCUGGGACACAGCCCAGAGCGGAACACAGCGAGGGACCCGGGCCCCAUCACAGCCUUGCGGUGCCCGGCACCUGGGGCUAGACUCUCAGAACAUUCUGGAGCUACCCCCUUUGGGGUCACACUGUAGUUCAGCGGUGAAUGCGGAUGCCAGACCCCACCGGGACUCUACCCUGGGACGGGCACUCGUCGCCAGGCUGCAGGAGGGCCCUCCUUGUCACAGCUCCUCCUUGCCCCAGCCACGCCUGUUUCCUUUCCAAACCCAACUCAUGCUAAAACCUCAGAGCAACAUCGAGACUCAUGUGGAUGUGCAAUGCUAUUCAGAGUCCCUGUCUCCGUGAGCUCUUGAGAUAGGCUCAGCUACAUCCUCCAGCCCCUUCCUGCUUCCCCUCAGGAACCUGGCGGUCACAGCCUAUCAGAAGAACACAGGCAUCAAGCCGGACAUGAGGCUGGCACCGGCCUCUCCCUUCACACCACACUGAGGACUUCUGCUUCAGCCUUGGUCACAGACUGAGACACAUGUUAAAGUGGAGAAGAAACAACCUCUCAAAAGGUCAAAAUGUGUGUAGGCCACCCAUCUGAUUCCUGCUCUAGGUCUCUCCUCCAAACCCUUAGCCGAUUUCCACUGGAGACUCCUGAUGGACAGUGCCCAUGCUCCUGAUGGCAGAUGUGCUCACCCUGAACUAUGUCCCAUCUCUAAAUGGCUGGAGUUGGGUCAUCUGAGUAGUCAGGCUCUUCACCACACUCAGUCUCUGAUUCUACCAUGAUGUGGAGGUCAGGAGUAGGCUACCCCUGCCUCAUUCCAGAACUGACAUGGCCACCCCUCCCCACACUGGACAAUUUCUCGGAACUCGCCUGCAGAUCACCAGUGUCUCCCAUGGCAAGAUUCUCGAGUCCUGAUGCCUUCUGGAAGGUCUAGAGUCUGCGUUUCGGAACUUUUCAAGCCAGGCAUCCCACCUCAGUGCCUCCAAGAUGGAGGCAUCACCCAACAUGAAACCAUGGCCUUGGCUGACCCAUCUGUCCCAGUACCUCCUGACUCAGCCCCCAAAGUCAAGUUGCCAAGGACCCCCUCCCCCUAGUGUUCCAAGGCCCUGUCCCCUGAGGAGCCAACCACGGACCUCUUGCUCUUUCAGAAUCCAAGACAUUGGGGAUAGAAAGGUGUGGAGCUGUGGUCAGUGAACCACAGCCUGUGGUUCACAUGUAGCCCCUGCCUGUUUUUGUAAAUAAAGUUUUAUUGAAAAGCCACAA